AUGGCAGCCCCGGGGCCCACGGGGCCGCCCGCGCGCGUAGCGCCGGCGGCGUCGCCGGCCGCGCCCCAGGAGUCGGGCGCGGGCGACGCUGGCGAUGGCGCCCCCUCGAGCAGGGAGAGCGCGAGCGUCGCCCCAUCUACCACGUCGACCGGCACGGCCGAUGUGGGCGGCGGCGAGGACGACCGCCGCAGCAGCGGUAGCGGCGGCAGCGGCAGCGACAGCAGCGGCAGCGACAGCAGCGGCGAUGACGGCGGCAGCGACAGCAGCAGUAGCAGCUACAGCGAGAGUGAUCUCCCGGCGCUCCGUGGGCCAGAGGACCGGCGGCUUGCCCGCUUCGACAAGCCGGCGGAUUUCACCAGCCGCCGCAUUAGGGAGAACCCUCGCCGAAACCCGAAGUACGAGUCGCCCCCGUCGCCGACAAGUGCCGAAGCCCUGCUCGCCUCGGUGGCGAGCCUGCCCGUCAGCAGCACGGAGGAGUUCACCCGCUGGAUGCUCUCGGGGGUGCUUCACGUGGCGGAAGGGCUAGAGGCAAGCGUGGCCAUGAGGGAAGAGUUAGAAGGGCACUUGGGCACGGGGACAUUUUCAUUCGUAGACGACGCGCCAGAGGGGCGCAGGCCUGUGAGCCCUAAGUGGUGUUUUAGUUGGAAGACCAACAAUGAAGGGAAGAUACACAAGUUCAAAGCGCGUCUGGUUGCUAGGGGGUUUUCGAAAAUCCCGAACGUCGAUUAUUUCCAUUCGUCUUCCCCUUGCCCCUCAUCCGCAUCCAUUAAACUUAUGCUUGCGGUAGCAAACGAGAAGGGCAUGAACCUCAAUCACUGGGAUGUGAAGCAGGCGUAUACACACGCUACGCUAGACGAGGAGAUUUUUCUGAGGCUUCCCGCUGGGUGCGGGGACAAAUCGCAUAAGAUUGGUAAGGCUGAGCGUGCGAUUUAUGGUCUGAAGCAGAGCGGUAGGCAGUGGGGGUACCACGCUGCUGAUACGCUAGUCGAGAACGGGUUCGAGCAGUGCAAGGCGGACCCGUGUGUUUUCCGCAAGAUGGUAGACGAAGUCGUGGUGAUGAUUAUCGUGAUUUAUGUGGAUGACAUGUUGGUGGCUGAGUCGGACGAGGAUUGCGAGGAGUUGCUUGCGUCUCUCAAAAAGAAGUUCCCCACCAAAAAUCUGGGAGAAUGCGAAUGGUUUCACAGGUGUGCCAUCGAGAGAGAUGUAGAGGCUGGGACUCUUAAAAUCUCGCAAACCACGUACAUCGACAACAUGGUGAAACGCUUUGAUGUACAAUCGACCUCCCGCAUCCCUGCUUCCCCUGGUGUCGACCUAGGGCCGAAGCGAGAUGACGAGAAGGGAGGGGAGUGGCCGGUGANGGCACUGGGAUGCCAUACAGAAGAUCCUCGGCUACCUGAAAGGGACGAGGGACCUCGGCAUCACCUACCAACGGGGAUCGGGGUUAGGGCUUGCCGUAGCAUCGUGUCUCUGUCUUCGACGGAAGCCGAGUGCAUUGCUGCCGGGGAGGGCGUCAAGGAGGCGUUGUUUGUGCGUGCUGUGCUUUCGUUUGUUGCCCCAGAGACCAGUGGUAGCAGCAUCCAGGUCCUUGAGGACAAGCAGGGGGCCAUAGCGUUGGUGCAGAACCCCCUCAGCCCAGGUCGCACGAAACACAUCGACGUGAGAUUUCAUUUCAUCCGCGGAUUGUUCAGGUCGGGGGAUAUUUCGGUCAAGUUCGUUCCGACAACGGAGCAACACACGGACCUCGUAACCAAGGCCCUUAGCAGGGCCAGUCUGCAGUACCACCGGCGCACGUUGAUGAAUUUGCCGGAGUAGCUGUAACAGUUUCUAGCACUUGGCAGAGGCCAUGUUUUCCAUGCGGGGAAAGGCGCAUAAUUGUUGCGGUCUGUGUACCAAUGGCAGGAGUAGGGGGCGUUGGGAGACCAUCGUCCGGGGGAACGUAGUUUCUCGCGUUCUUGUCUUCGCCUUGGCCUUUCUAAAAAGUGCGGCCGUUGUGAUCCGCUGUGAUAGAGACGGUUUUUGUGGUGGUAGGGUUUUUUUCGAGGGGUUUUUCCCGGAC
This is a messenger RNA of Ectocarpus sp. CCAP 1310/34, 2056 nucleotides long. NCBI's taxonomy places the organism in Eukaryota, Phaeophyceae, Ectocarpales, Ectocarpaceae. The record is from the annotation of a GenBank genome assembly.